Pieris brassicae (large cabbage white) is the source of this 619-nucleotide messenger RNA. It is a transcript of the gene RpS14, whose product is annotated as 40S ribosomal protein S14. The transcript is spliced from 3 exons. Gene Ontology annotation, cellular component: ribosome; cytosolic small ribosomal subunit. The coding region runs from base 111 to 566 and encodes 151 amino acids. Gene Ontology annotation, biological process: maturation of SSU-rRNA from tricistronic rRNA transcript (SSU-rRNA, 5.8S rRNA, LSU-rRNA); ribosomal small subunit assembly; translation. Gene Ontology annotation, molecular function: structural constituent of ribosome; mRNA 5'-UTR binding; small ribosomal subunit rRNA binding. NCBI's taxonomy places the organism in Eukaryota, Metazoa, Arthropoda, Insecta, Lepidoptera, Pieridae. The record is from RefSeq and is a predicted model, not a curated record.
UUCAAAGUGACAUUAGUGAGUUCUGACAAAAAGUAACAUGAUUGACAUUGGCACAUUGUAAUCCACCUAUCUUUUUAGUUUUUGAUAGCUUUAAUGCUAAAGGCUAAGUCAUGGCCCCAAGAAAAAACAAAGUUGCAAAAGAAGAGGUGCAAGUAACUCUUGGACCACAGCAUUUGGCUGGUGAGACCGUUUUUGGAGUGGCACACAUAUUUGCUUCUUUCAAUGACACCUUCGUUCACGUUACCGACUUGUCUGGCCGGGAAACUAUCGCCAGGGUGACUGGAGGCAUGAAAGUCAAGGCUGAUCGUGACGAAGCUUCACCUUACGCCGCUAUGUUGGCCGCCCAAGAUGUUGCUGAAAAGUGCAAAACUCUUGGAAUCACAGCUCUACAUAUUAAGCUUCGCGCGACUGGUGGUAACAAGACCAAGACCCCAGGACCUGGUGCACAGUCUGCUCUCAGAGCUCUGGCUCGUUCUAACAUGAAGAUUGGCCGCAUUGAGGAUGUCACACCAGUGCCAUCUGACUCUACCAGGAGGAAGGGUGGUAGACGUGGUCGCCGAUUGUAAUUCUCUAGUUUAAGUUUACAAAUUGUAUACUGGAAUAAAAUGGUAUACAGUUA